This is a messenger RNA of Limulus polyphemus (Atlantic horseshoe crab), 2145 nucleotides long. Its product is annotated as RNA-binding protein 4B-like. Gene Ontology annotation, cellular component: cytosol. Lineage: Eukaryota; Metazoa; Arthropoda; Merostomata; Xiphosura; Limulidae. The transcript has 13 exons. Gene Ontology annotation, molecular function: zinc ion binding; RNA binding. The coding region runs from base 129 to 791 and encodes 220 amino acids. The record is from RefSeq and is a predicted model, not a curated record.
CGAUGAUUCACAAGAACCAAUGAGAUUAAAUGAUUUAGGAAUUCUUGUGAAAAGUAAGAUCAGAUUGAGAACAAAGAAGAUUGUGUGGCGAAAGACAAAAAAUUGAAAUUCAGAACAGUUGUCCUAUCAUGGCACCAGUGAAAAAAAGCAGUAAGCUCUAUAUUGGCAAUCUUCCUGAGACUUGUUCCAAUGAUGACCUACACACAUUGUUUUCCAAGUAUGGAGAAAUAGAAGAAUGUGAUGUUGUAAAAAAUUAUGGGUUUGUGCACAUGGCUUCUGAAGAUGUAGCAAAUACUGCCAUUCAAGAACUGAACAAUUCUGAAUUUAUGGGUAAAAAGAUAACAGUUGAGCUUUCACAUAGUAAAGUCAGACAAAAAGCGGGAAUGGGUGGCAAAGGAACAUGUUACAGAUGUGGACGGGCAGGCCAUUGGUCUAAAGAAUGUCCCAGGAAUCCAAAUGCACGUUAUGGUAGGUUGCCACCACCUAUGAGUACUUAUGGAACUUAUCCAGAAAGAACCUUUGGACGAUAUGGUCCCGAGAGUCGUUACGACAGAUUUUCAGAUGGUUAUGGAUUUGACAGAUUCAGUGAAAGGAGUUUUGCAGCUGAACGGAUGAGACCUUACCCAGACCCUUAUGAACGUAGGCUUCCACCACCACCUCCAUCAGCUACUACUUCACGAGCUGAUGAUCUCUACUACAGAAGACCAUAUGAUGAUUAUGGGUUUGACUACCCACCAGUGGACAGAGGGUAUGACAGAUACACUAGCUUUGCUGAAGAUCGGAUUACCUGAUGUUAUGAUGUUCAAUAUUGGAAUCUUCAUCAUACCUUAGCAACUCUUCUCAUACUGAAGGAUCAGGAGGCAGACCUAGUGCUACCAGCUCAUCAUGGAUUUCUGUGUCUUCAGUGUUAUGUUGAACUCCUUUAAUGGCAAGCAUGUGGAACUGGUAUUGUUUUAUCCUUGACUAAAAACUGAAAUAAGUGUUACGACUGGAUGUGGAUCACCACCUUGAUCAGGAAUAAAUAACCUUUUUGGAAAGAUCUUGACUACCAUCUUGUUCAGAACUAAUGUGUUUAGAAGUGGAGUUCCAUGCUAUUCAACAAUUAGAAAUCGUGUUAAGGAAAAUUCAUCCAUAUAUAUAGGAAGACUAAAAAAUAGGACACUUGACAGUCUGCUGUCAUCAAGAUUAACUUUUCCAGGAUGGGCAAGAGUACCUUGAAGUCAUAUUCAAAGGAUAAAGCUCAAGGAAGCCAUGAAAGCACGGACACUGUUAACUUCAUUUCUAUUUGAAACACCGAAAACUGUGUAGGGAAUUGUAAUGCCCUCUCUUCAGCUGCCAGGAAAUCAUGUUGUAAUGACAGUUUAUAACUAGAUAUAAUUCUUUCAGAUGUGUAGUUAAAGAAAAAGUGUGCAACUGAAAACUGUUGAAGAGAAGUGCAGUGAGAAACCUGAUACACUUAAGAAAAAUGUGGAUGUAUUUAACUUGAAACUUUGACUAAGUAAAGUACUGUGCAAAUGCAGACUACCUUUAACUUUGAAUUUUUUAUUGUGAACAUAAUAAAUCACCUUCAAGUUACAGCAUUUUUGUUGUUUUAUGUGAUAAAUAAACAUGAUAUCAUUGUUACAGUUAAUUGUAAUCAGUAAUGGUGUAAACAGUAUUCAGGCUGAGAAAAAAAUAUUGGUGAUGUACUUCUUCAGUUUUAAGGCCCAAGCUGUAUGAAACAAAUAUUUGAUUUUGAUGUCCAGGCUGUUCAAGAAACUUGUAUUGUGGACUAGCUGGAAGUUUUAUGUAACAUGACAGAUGUAGUAUUAAUGACUGGAAUGGUAGAAUCUUUUGAAAGGUUAGGAAACAAAUGAGUCUCUAUAAAAAUCAAUUUAGGCUAGAGUGUAAGUUAUUGAGUCCAUUAGAUCACAUAGUUAGUCUCUUAUGCAGUUAGCAAGUAACCUCUUCGUGAUUUAGUCAGGUUAUCUGCUAUUGGCAACCAGUUAGUUCAAUGCUUUGAAUGUUGAGUUUGUUACAAAGAAAGAAUUGAUGGGUAGCCAGACAACUUAAAUUUUUUAUUAGUUCAUUUAUAAAGUUAAUCCUAUUGGUGCAUGUUGAUAAUGCUGUAGAAGUUGAAGAAAUAAAACUUUUUAUUAUUGUUAA